AUGAAUUUUUUACGCGCUCGAGUUUCGGUGCGAGGGUGGGAUAUCGACAAUGAGCCAUCCCCACAUUUGCUACUGGCGUUUGCCGAUGACUGCACUGGUCUACUAGCCGAUAUUGAUCACGCACCUGAAUUCAUAAACGUGGUACAAGAUUACGCGUUAGCAUCAGGACUACACCUAAAUAUGAAUAAAACGUGCGUCAUGCCGCUUACGCACCAAGUCGAUUUGUCCAAAUUGGCCAGACUACGUGCUUCAACAAAUCUCAAAGUGUUGAAACCGUCGGACACUGUGGUACUAUUAGGAGUACUUCAGGGUGCAACUGUGACACCUAAGCAACGUAUCAGCGUGACGUCUAAUACACCGAAUCUUCUGAAAACUGUGGACGUCAUUACCUGCAACUUUGUUCACUCUACGGAUACGGAUAGUGACUCCGCGGUUGCCGAAGAAUUCGCAAAAGAAUGGAUUUAUGCAUGUGUUUCGAAGGGUGGAUUAGGAUUGACACCUGUCAAAGCUAAUAUCCAAGCUAUGCAUCUUAAGACAUUAAAGGAUGGAAUUGCCUCGACUUGUGAAUUGAGUAUUGUACCCCGGUGGUUUACUCCGGCUCUGCAACUCUUCACAAGAAAAUUAGGCUCCGUUGGUACAGGCUUUGAUAUUUUAUAUGCACAUAUGAAGGGAGAGCAAUGGAAUAAACUACCUGACUAUGGGAAAUCUACUCUACGUGUAUGGGCGGAACUCCACACUACACACGACUCCACGAACUGGAAAUGGUUUGUGCAAGUCAUUCCGUUAUGGUACAAUGUCUACUUUACGUUUGGCAAGGCUAAAACCCCAUUGGCCGAGGUCAGUAAAAGCACUAUUGGUUACUGA
This is a messenger RNA of Plasmopara halstedii, 864 nucleotides long. RefSeq names its product Reverse transcriptase domain. The transcript has 2 exons. The record is from RefSeq and is a predicted model, not a curated record. The coding region runs from base 1 to 864 and encodes 287 amino acids. Lineage: Eukaryota; Oomycota; Peronosporomycetes; Peronosporales; Peronosporaceae.